AACAUAUUGCUUUCAACUGUCAAUCAGCCUACAUAUCUUCUUACUCAAAGAACGAAUCAGUGUCUGUCUGUGUCAAUCACAUUGCAUUAAAGAAAGAUUCAGAAGAUAACUAUAAGAAUGCUCUGAUGAAACAGAGAGAAGAUUAUCUUCUGUUCAAAUUUGUAAACAGAAGCUUAAAGAG
Molecule: messenger RNA, 181 nt
Organism: Blastomyces gilchristii SLH14081
Lineage: Eukaryota; Fungi; Ascomycota; Eurotiomycetes; Onygenales; Ajellomycetaceae
Exons: 1
Source: RefSeq, a predicted model, not a curated record